AUGCGCCUCAACAGCUCUGAGCCCGGCACCCCGCGGCCGCGCUCGGGGCUGGAGGCGGCGCUCCUGGCCCCGGGCUUCGGCAACGGUUCAGACAACGCGUCGGAGAACAUCCUGGCCGCGCCCAGCAGCGACCUGGACGUGAACACCGACAUCUACUCCAAGGUGCUGGUGACGGCCGUGUACCUGGCGCUCUUCGUGGUGGGCACGGUGGGCAACGCGGUGACAGCGUUCACGCUGGCGCACAAGAAGUCGCUGCAGCACCUGCAGAGCACGGUGCACUACCACCUGGGCAGCCUGGCGCUGUCCGACCUGCUCAUCCUGCUGCUGGCCAUGCCCGUGGAGCUGUACAACUUCAUCUGGGUGCACCACCCCUGGGCCUUCGGCGACGCCAUCUGCCGCGGCUACUACUUCCUGCGCGACGCCUGCACCUACGCCACGGCCCUCAACGUGGCCAGCCUGAGCGUGGAGCGCUACCUGGCCAUCUGCCACCCUUUCAAGGCCAAGACCCUCAUGUCCCGCAGCCGCACCAAGAAGUUCAUCAGUGCUAUCUGGCUGGCCUCGGGCCUGCUGGCGGUACCCAUGCUGUUCACCAUGGGCCAGCAGAACCGCAGCGCCGACGGCCAGCACCCCGGCGGCCUGGUGUGCACGCCCACCGUCCGCACUGCCACCGUCAAGGCUGUCAUACAGGUCAACACCUUCAUGUCCUUCUUGCUCCCCAUGGUGGUCAUCUCCGUCCUGAACACUGUCAUUGCCAACAAGCUGACCGUCAUGGUCCGCCAGGCGGCCGAGCAGGGCCAGGUGUGCACGGUCGGGGGCCCGCAGGGCACGUUCAGCAUGUCCAUCGAGCCCGGCAGGGUCCAGGCCCUGCGGCACGGCGUCCGGGUCUUACGCGCCGUGGUCAUUGCCUUCGUGGUCUGCUGGCUGCCCUACCACGUGCGGCGCCUCAUGUUCUGCUACAUUUCAGAUGAGCAGUGGACUCCGUUCCUGUAUGACUUCUACCACUACUUCUACAUGCUGACCAACACGCUCUUCUACGUCAGCUCCACCAUCAACCCCAUCCUGUACAACCUCGUCUCCGCCAACUUCCGCCAGAUCUUCCUGUCCACGCUGGCCUGCCUCUGCCCCCUGUGGCGGCGCAGGAGGAGGCGGCCGGCGUUCCCAAGGAAGGCCAACAGCGUGUCCAGCAACCACACCUUCUCCAGCACCACCACCCGGGAGACGCUGCACUAG
This is a messenger RNA of Lemur catta (Ring-tailed lemur), 1230 nucleotides long. RefSeq names its product neurotensin receptor 1 (gene NTSR1). The transcript is spliced from 4 exons. The coding region runs from base 1 to 1230 and encodes 409 amino acids. Gene Ontology annotation, biological process: neuropeptide signaling pathway. NCBI's taxonomy places the organism in Eukaryota, Metazoa, Chordata, Mammalia, Primates, Lemuridae. Gene Ontology annotation, cellular component: plasma membrane. Gene Ontology annotation, molecular function: G protein-coupled neurotensin receptor activity. The record is from RefSeq and is a predicted model, not a curated record.